Chroicocephalus ridibundus (black-headed gull) is the source of this 5414-nucleotide messenger RNA. It is a transcript of the gene CPLX1, whose product is annotated as complexin 1. The record is from RefSeq and is a predicted model, not a curated record. The coding region runs from base 343 to 747 and encodes 134 amino acids. Gene Ontology annotation, molecular function: syntaxin binding. Gene Ontology annotation, cellular component: terminal bouton; SNARE complex. Gene Ontology annotation, biological process: neurotransmitter transport; regulation of neurotransmitter secretion; synaptic vesicle exocytosis. NCBI's taxonomy places the organism in Eukaryota, Metazoa, Chordata, Aves, Charadriiformes, Laridae. The transcript has 4 exons.
GGGGAGGAGGAAGGAGGGACCGUGUCGGUGGGAUGGUCCGGAAAUCCUGUGAUAAAAAGAGGGGCGCGGGGGAAAAGUAGGGAGAAGCUCUGGACUCAUUGUCUCUCCCCCACCCCGCGCUUUCCCCGGCGGCCCUCAGGCACAUGGGCGCCGGCCGGAGCCUCUAGGAGCAGAGCGGUGCGGAGAAGGAGAGAAGCGGAGGCGCUGCAGCAGCCACCUGCCGCCGACCCGGUACAGCUCAGGUCAGCACUGCGCCCGCAGCCCAGCCAGGCUGCCCUCCAAGGAUUCCUGGUCUCUGCGCACGUGAGGUGUGAAGGUGGGCAGCACCCCUAAGCCAUCAACAUGGAUUUUGUUAUGAAACAAGCUCUAGGAGGGGCUACCAAAGACAUGGGGAAGAUGCUGGGUGGGGAUGAGGAGAAAGACCCGGAUGCAGCCAAGAAAGAAGAGGAACGACAGGAAGCCCUCAGGCAAGAAGAGGAAGAGAGAAAAGCCAAAUAUGCCAAGAUGGAGGCUGAAAGAGAAGUUAUGAGACAAGGGAUUCGAGACAAGUAUGGGAUAAAGAAGAAGGAAGAAAAGGAAGCAGAGGCCCAGGCCGCACUGGAAGCUAACGCUGAAGGGAGUCUGACGCGCCCAAAGAAGGCGAUCCCUCCUGGCUGUGGGGAUGAGGAGGAGGAGGAGGAAGAGAGCAUUCUAGACACAGUCAUCAAAUACCUACCAGGGCCCCUGCAGGACAUGUUCAAGAAGUGAUAGCUGCAGACUGUUAGAUGGGCAUAAACAGUACUGCAAAGGAUUUCUCUUUUGCCCAAUGGGGAUUUACAAUCUUGCCAUCCAUCAUGCAGCCCUCCCCACCUCUGCCCUCUACUGCUCACUAGGACUCCCUUCGCUUCCCAUUCCCUUCUGACUGCCUCUUUCCCUUCCCUCCACCCCAAGACUCAUCCAUUCCUUUUUUGUACAUAGUCACAUCCAGUAGAUGCCUCUGAAUGGAUGUAAAGAUUAAAAAGCUGCAGACUACACAAAUUUUAUUAUAAGCCAUAGUACUAUGUAUGUUAAAUAAAGCAACUGUACAUUAAGCAUAGAAAAGGAACAACCUCACGUGCAUUUCCAUUGAAACCAGGAAGGAGUGUUCACUAAAUGUGAACAGUGGCCUCUUUAAUUUUCUUUGAUUCUCUUUUUAUUAUUAUUUGAUAAUAAUUAUUAGUCAUUUUUAUUAAUGUUCUUGUUGAUUGGCUCACAUUAGCCAAUUUUUGUGAGCACAUCUGCCCUUGGAAGGGGUAUCUCAGUUCUCCCGUGGAAGCAGAGCUUUUCUGUUUUAAUUCCAUCACUGGCAUAAAUAAGAGAUCGUUUGGAAGGUAAAUCACGUGUGACUUACACAGCUGAUAUCACUCAGAACUGUGGAAGGAGUGAGUCAUCUUCCCUCAGAUGCUGGUAGAUGUUAAAUGCCUCAGAAUCUAAGCAAGAGUCAUGUUACUUUGGGAAUUAGCCAUACACUUAUCUUGAAAGAUAAGAUUUGGUCAGACAGUUGCCAUACAAGAGCUGAAAGCACAGGAGAGUGCAUGGUGCUCUGGUAGAGGACCUCCCCAAUGCCUUUGAAGUGAAUGACUAAGGACAUAGACCAUUCUGAUUGACUAACCUUUCUGUUUCUGCCAAGUGCCAUAUUCAACUAUCCCAUUCCCAGCAGUGCUUGCAGGAUGGAUAUUUGGUUUCCAGUAUAUUGUUGCGGCUGUGUCCUGCCCACCCCUUCCUGCAGUGUAUGGGGGAGUGUGGUGGCAUGAAUGUUAGCCAUAGCCCUGGAGAUUCAGAAAUCCUGAGCAUGCCUGCUAAGUAUCAUGCUAAAUUACUGCAUUGCCUUGGGAAGGUCACUUACUUUUUUGCCCUGCCCAGCUUCUCCAGCUGUACAAUUUAGGUUUCAGGCUCUGCAUAAAGUAAGGAUACUUCUCCAGUGCUGUGCAGGAGCUACUUAAUAUUAAAACAGUGUGUGGCACCCCUUGAUGUUAGCAGGCUGGAAGGAAAUCUCUCUCUGACCAUUGUCUUUGUUGCCUUUCCCAGACACAGGUACAGAGGGCUUCUCAAUACAGCACUGUAGGUGUUGAGUAGCUGCAUAAGGUAAGCCAAAUUCUACUGGAGAUGUUGACUUGCUAGUAGAUACAUAGACUGUCAUACAUAGACAGACUUAUUUUGAACACAAACGCUCAUGAUCAGGUGGCUGGUUUGUCAUCUGAAGAGCUGAUACUGGAGUUUUUGCAUUUGGCUAAGUCUCUGUAGUUGAUGUGAGAACAUCAUGCAGUCUCAGUCUCACAAUCUUGUAAGAGAAUCAGGGUUUGUUUGGCAGAACUACUAGUGCUUGUCCCUGUCACAGGAACAAGAAAGGUGUCCUAAGUACAUGGAAGAGAUUUGGAAGCAAAUACAUGCUUUCUACUGACAACAAAAAGGAAAGCAAUCUCAGACACUUCAUUAUGUACCUAAAUUAAGCAUUUUACUUCAAUGGAACUUCUUAGGUGCAGUUGUUCAGUUGAAAAGAGUUUAGGCAAAUAUCUCAGUACUUUCCUGAAUAAGAAAUUUUAAAAGAUAUUUAUCAUCUUUUCAGGUAAGCAGAAGAAAUCUGCACCAUGGUUAAGACAGUGAGCUUGUGAAUCCUGUGACUUUUAGUAGCAUCUCUCAUAAUAGGGAAAAAAUAUUAUGAAAAAGAAGAACUAUAUUUAUUUUUCCCUCCUCACCCUAUUCUUAUUAAGCUAUGAUAGUCCUUGCUUCUUCACAAAUAACUUCAACCAUAAGUUUCUAUGAAAUCCAAGGCGGAGGCUGAAGAAGUUUGAUGGAUGGACAAGUCAGACCAGCUAGAUACAACUUAUUUCAGGCUGGAUCUACAAACAAGACAUGUUCCUUUAAGUACAAGCUGCCAAGGACUCCUCAGAGGAAAGAGAAGGCAGGUUUCACUCUUUCAAAUGGUAUCAGUGUUUUUUGCCCUAACUUUCAUUUAAAGCAUGAGUGUCUCCCCGCUAAGACGUUAAUAACGCAGGGCACUCUCUGUUUCUGAAUCAAUGCUUGCGUUUAGCAUAGAAGUGUUGAGCAAUUGACCAUUUUCUAGGCAGAGUGUCCUAUUCACCCCAUGCAAAUUCAGCUGCUGGUACUGUGAGCCUAUUUAACUGAAGCUCAAAGAAUUGAAAACUCUCCUGUCACAAAGGCAGCAGCGGGUUUGAUGCUCUAGAAAAUCCAGCACCCCUGAAAGCUAAAAGGCAGAGGCUGGCUCUUUGCUUCAGCCACUCAUUGCUAGCAAAAUCUUCUAGCCCAGAUCACACUGAAAUACCGACCUCAAUGCUUCUGAAAUGCUCUGACUAAUCUCUGUGGCCUGCAUCCCCUAAUACAUAAGUAGAACCAGCAGAACAGGAAGAAAUAUGCCCUUGCUAAAUGAAACACAUCCAUUCAUAUUUUCCCCUGGCCUUGUGCUGGAGAACUGUGAAAAAAAAACCAAACAAACAAUUAAAGAAUGAGCUCAUUCAAGUUUGCUUUGGUCUUUCUUUACCACUUGCCUGUGGACCUUUCUCUAGCCCUCACCAUGGAUCCAGUUCCUCAUGCAGCCAAAUACUGUUCCUGACAGAGAAUCAGAAUUUUCUGCCUCGCAGAAUGUUACUGCCAAUUGUUUGUUUAUUUUCACAGUCUCUCUGUCAGCUUGAUGUGCAUGUGUGUGCCCACGUGUGGGGAAGAUGAGGAAAAGGGAGAAGAGAGAGAAGGGAAGAACGUUCGGUAUUAUUUUUUCUAACUGUGCCUCUGCAGCUGUGCCACUGAAUGACUGGUCUAAGUCAGGAUCUUGUGUGGCCUGUGCUCUAAUUUCAUUAGCAGAUAGUGCUAUCCCUGGGCUCAGAGCAUUAAAAAUACUCCUUUUGUGAGCUGAGCUCCUGAGCUGUGUGAACAUCUGGAUCCAAACCCUGAAGAGGGCCAUAAGUACUCUGUGCUGAGUUUGUUAGGCCUCAUGCCAGGGUCACAGAGCAGGAGGGAAAGGGAAACAUUAAAUAAUGUUUGUCAAGUCGUUUUCAUUGUGGGAGCUUCCCAGCCCAGCCAUGUCAUCACUUCUGUACCUCAGCUUUCCACACACACAGCGGCCCUCCCUCCAUGGACAGCAGAGAGUUUGGCCAGAUGUAAACUGGUAGUUCCCAUUUUAAUUUUCCUUUUCUUUCUAUAAAGAAACAUGGCAGAAGAUCUAUCAUAGGUACUGUACAGGUUUUGCCUCACAUAACUUGUUCUGGCACCUCACUUGAGUUCUGGACCUCUCCUCAAGUCGUUCCACUGUCCCUGAAGUGCCUAAGCCAUGCUGAACAGAGGUCGAGAGCAGGCACUCUUCCCUACCUUCUGCCCACCCAUUUCCCUUCCUACUCUGAACUGGCAACAUAGGACAGACAUCUUUGGCUCAUGUAUGGAUAUGAGAAGCAAUGUCUCAGACACUUUCCCCCUCAGCACCAGAGCAGGUGCUGAAGCACUUAAACAAGACCAAAGAGAAACAUGGUUCAUUGUUUGGAUUCUGAAUAUCUCUUUGUCUUUCCAUGCUAUUGUUUUAUUUGCAUCACUGCUCUGUUCAAUCUCAGGUAAAUGAGGUCUUUUGUUUUUUUAACUAGUUUUUUAUUUACACAGAAAGGUUGGUGGCUAGACACUUCAGCCAUUUUCCUUCACAGCUCCAAGACCUUAUUGGUUAUUAAAAAAAAAAAAAAAAGUCAAAGGGCCUCCACAUUUGGAAGGUAAAUGAUUUAGUUUGCCAUUGACCUUGUGAAGUCACAUUUAUAUUUAGAGAAAGCCAUAUGAAAUCAGACUGCAAUAUUAAUUAUGAAUGCUAUUCUUGUGUUUAAAAUAAAUAAAACAAAAUAUAAGAUCAUGUGCUAAUUCACUUUGGAGUUCCUCUGUCUAUGUUUCUAGUACCACACAUUGGCUUAGGUCCCUCCCAGCCCCCCUCUUUCAUCAUGAAAGACCAUACCAAUGCUGCUGAAUACAUCUUUUUGGAAAGCUUACUGUGCUAGAAUAAGCAUUGUUAGAAACUAGCUGUUGUGACCUCAACGUAAUGUCUUAUGUAUCUGAAAGUUGUCUGUAUCUGUUCUGAAUAUAUGUUAUCAGGAUAAUUGUUUCUCCAUGCACUGAAUUAGUAAAAUGUUUCAGUACUGUCAUUGCAAAAUUGCUUGUUUUCUCUCUUUCUCUCUCAUACACAGAAAGAAAAAUUCAACUUAGCCAUGCAUUUUCUAGUAGAAAUGCUCCCCAGCUUUCUUUCAGAUGCAUGCAGUACUCUCUAAGCAAUUAGAAGAUGAUUUAUAGUAGAGACUUUGUGAAUGUGAAUUUCAUUUGUUAUUUGCCUGCUACUUUUUCCUGCAUGAUGUGGGUAAAUGGUAUGAUGUUAUUUUAAAAUGGAAUCACAGCCAAUAAAAAAAAAAAAAAGUGAU